AUGGAGGGAAAUCCGGUGGUAAUUGACAAUGGAUCCUACAAUAUCAAAUUUGGGUUGGCAGAAGAUGGAAAGAACAAACCAAUUUGUAAACCAUUAAUCGCACAUAAUUGUUUGGUAAAAGAUAAAUAUGGUGUCUCUUAUCUUUCGAAUCAGGUUGAGAGGAUUAAAGAUAUAUCUUCAGCGACCAUAAGAAGACCACAUGAACUCGGACAAUUGGUUUCAUGGGAGUUGGAAAGUCACAUAUGGGAUUACUGUCUUUUUAACCCCGAUGAAUUUGAUGGUUUUGAUAUUAUUGAUUCAUCACAGAAGGAUUUGGUUUUGAGUGAAGCUUGUAUCACAGUCCCUGAACUAGGUAAGCACACAGAUCAAGUUGUGUUUGAAGAAUAUGAUUUUAAAAGUAUGUACAAAACAUGUACAGCAGGAUUUAUACCGUUUAUUUCUAGUGAUAAAUACAGAAUCAUAUCAGGAAAGGAUAUAGACGAUUCGUUGGAAACCAAACGCUUUUAUGACAAUCACGAUGAUGCAGGUAAAGGUACAAAAAAGGACUAUAGAGAUUAUCAACUUGUGAUAGAUUCGGGAUUUGACUGUACAUAUAUCGUUCCCGUUAUAAAAGGUAUUCCAGUAUAUAAGGCUGUUAAGAAGUUAGAUAUUGGUGGAAGGUUUUUAAAUGGACUAUUAAAGGAAACUUUAUCCUUUCGUCACUAUAACAUGAUGGAUGAAAGUAUAUUAGUCGAUGAAAUUAAAGAAAAAUGUUUAUUUGUUAGCCCAACGUCUUAUUUUGACAGUUUCAAGAAGAAAGAUGAAAGUUCCGUAGUAUAUGCAUUACCCGAUUUCCAAACAAGUGUUAUGGGGUAUGUUGUUGAUUCGAUUCAUCCAUUGGCAGAUAAUGGUCAAAGUAUUACGUUAAGAGAUGAACUAUUCUCAAUCCCAGAGACAUUUUUCCAUCCAGAGAUUGCACAAUUAUUAAAGCCAGGUAUUGUAGAGACGAUUCUAGAGAGUUUAUCGAUGUUGCCAGAAGUAAUUAGGCCAUUAAUGGUCAGCAACAUAGUUUGUACAGGCGGUAACUUCAAUUUACCAAAUUUUGGAUCAAGAUUAUGUAGUGAGUUACAAAGACAACUACCAACAGACUGGACAUGCCGGAUUGCCCUUCCAAAGGGUGACUGUUCGUUAUUUGGAUGGGAAGCUAUGCAAGCAUUCGCUCAGACUGAAACGUAUAGGAAGAAUAGGGUGACAAGAGAGGAAUAUCUGGAACAUGGCGCUGAAUGGUGUACAAAGAACAGAUUUGGAUACCAAACCUGGAUAUAG
Messenger RNA from Maudiozyma barnettii, 1305 nucleotides. RefSeq names its product Arp6p (gene ARP6). NCBI's taxonomy places the organism in Eukaryota, Fungi, Ascomycota, Saccharomycetes, Saccharomycetales, Saccharomycetaceae. The transcript has a single exon. The record is from RefSeq and is a predicted model, not a curated record. Bases 1 to 1305 code for a protein of 434 amino acids. Gene Ontology annotation, molecular function: nucleosome binding. Gene Ontology annotation, cellular component: Swr1 complex.